GUUCAGUUAAGUUCAGUUAGAGAGGCCAACUGUCAUUCUUGCCUCAUGAUGUUGUUUUAGUUUCUCUCACACAGUACGUUACUGUGCUACAGUUUUCUUUAUUUUUAAAGCUUUGUUUGACAUCUACGUGAGCAGCUUACUUUGUUGAAAGAAAAUAAACUCCCCUGAGAAUGGUAGAAUAUCCUUAAGUGGGUGAGUGAGGGGAUGUUCCCCAUCUGAAAAGAGGACUGAUUUUUUUUAUCACCCCAACCUCCACAACAACAACAACCAUGAAGAGUACAUUCAGCAUCUCUAAACCUCCUUUUCCUUCUUUAGCACAUCUUCCUUGCUUGCAGUCCAAAGGUCCUGCUGCAUCCCUAACCAGCUUCUUGCUUCUAAGGCAUUAAAAUAUUUACAUCUUCCAUUCCCUUGAAGCAAAAGCAGGUAUAGGCCCAAGAACUGCAGCUGACAAAAUUGGACUGGAUGGACCAUUGGCUUAUUCUCUUUUGGGAGAUCUUUCAAAAUAACUUCUGCAUUCUUAAAUUUCUCUAUAGCAUAUGGUGAGUUUUGCGCAAUCAGAUGGGCCUAGAACUCUGAAACAUUUCCCAUUAGCUUCCUGGCAAAUCUGUGAAUUUCUCGCAAAACUCUGUCAGAAACCCAUCAAAGGUGCAACUGAAAUAGUUUGCGAACUUUAGCAAAGGCUUUAGUGAAAAUGGUCAAAGUGUAUAAUGAAACCCCAAAUGAGUCAAGUUUCACAUGGUUGCAAAUCUUUCUCCCAGCUAUGAUCAAAGGUAUAUUCAGCAAGGAUGAGCCUUUGAUAGUGCAAGACAGCACAUCCCCUGAAAUGUUCAAAGUAGUGCCCUGGGAUUUUGCUGAGCAAUUCCUGUUGGGAGUGUUGCAGCUAAACUUAGCAAUGCUUAGUUUGGGGAGAGGGGAGGAUGACAGGAAUAUGUCAUAUUUGCAGACCAUUCUGCAUUUCUCCAGGGGCAGCUUUUUAAUUCCAAAGCCUUCACAUCAAAGUUCAAAAUGCAGUCUGAACCUAAAUGCAUUAUGGAAGGGAAUAGCUGCCUGUCAUGUACCAAUUUCAUUCCCCUCCCCCCCUUUCGUAGCUUCAGUGAACAAGCUGUAAUAAGAAGUGUAACCAGAAUUAUUGUUCUGCUCCUUCAAAAUGCAACUUUUUUUACUUUAGGAAAUGAAAAAGUCAGUAUAUUCAGGGGAAGAAAACAUGUUACCACUCAGAAAUCAGUUAGUCACCCGCAUUCCAGCAAUCAGGCUCCAGUGAAGUUGUAACAUAAGGGAGUCGAACUUCUACCAUCAUCUGAUCACAGAGAAUGUAUGCCUGCUUGUAGCCUAGGCUAGACAGUAGAGCUGCUGCAUUCAGUCUUGCCUGUCUUUAUUUCUGUGACUGAAAGCAGACUUGCAUAUUGAUGUGUUUUCAACUAUAACAGAAUGUCCUUCUGCUCACUCUGUAAUGCCUGACUAGGUAAUCAAACAUAUGGAGACUACAUGCAGAUCAUCUGAGACAGGUGCUAUCUGUCACCUUCUCCAGACUAGUUCAAUGGUUUCGGCCUAUGUGCUAUUGGUAUAUGUUGUUGUUUAGUCGUUUAGUCAUGUCCAACUCUUCGUGACCCCAUGGACCAGAGCAUGCCAGGCACUUCUGUCUUCCACUGCCUCCCGCAGUUUGGUCAAACUCAUGCUGGUAGCUUCGAGAACACUAUCCAACCAUCUUGUCCUCUGUUGUCCCCUUCUCCUUGUGCCCUCCAUCUUUCCCAACAUCAGGGUCUUUUCCAGGGAGUCUUCUCUUCUCAUGAGGUGGCCAAAGUAUUGGAGCCCCAGCUUCAUGAUUUGUCCUUCCAGUGAGCACUCAGGGCUGAUUUCCUUAAGAACGGAUAGGUUUGAUCUUCUUGCAGUCCAUGGGACUCUCAAGAGGUAUAUUGGUGUGUAUAAGCAUGUAAUUUCAUUUCAGAUCAUUUCUUGGUCCAGAUAUACAGUACCACAGCCUUGGACCAUGAACUCUGGGAUUCCAGAGCACUACACUGUCCACAAUAGGCCCUACUGAAUAGGGCCAUCUGAAUCUAAGAACUAGAAGUGACUUCAUGGUCCACAUCAACUUCACUGCAUAUAUUCCCUGAUGGUUUGCCACUCAAAGAAACACAGACCGAAGAGAUCGCAGAAAGUUGUAAAAAACAAACAAACCCCAAAACUCACCAAAACAGAAAUAUAGAUACAUGAUGAAUCUUGGGACCCAGGCACAGCCCUACCAUUUAUGUUGUUUAGUCAAUGUUCUAUUUCCACUUACAUGGACUCUAGACAAAUAAAUGUAUUUAUCAUGCAAAGGUUUCUCAAUACCCUUUAGGUUUACAAUUACUUAGUCCCUAAUGCAUGCCCAGGACUCCUAGUACUUAAAGACAGCGCCUUUUUUGACUCUGGUGAAAGACAUAAUACAACAGUUACAGUCACUCACAAAUACACAUGCAUAUGUCUUCUUGACUGUUGAUCAAGCAGAGAAGGCAUUAUUGUGCUGAAUUUGUAUCACCAGGUACAUUUCCAUAGCAACAGACAGUGAUAUCACUAACAGGAUUAUGGUCCCACUCAGGCAGGGAAUGUGGCAUGAAGAAAACCUGUUAUGAGAAACAAUGUCAAAAGUGUACAUGAAUUAUCAAUAGUAAAUCCUUCUGACUAACAGAAGGUUCAUUAAGAGGCAAGGAUUAAGAGGCAAGCUCUCAAAGGUGGCCUUGUAAACCCACAAGGUAUCUCUUUGUUAAGAGAUUUGGCUUUUGGCUACUCUUCAAACUUGCAGCCUCAGACUCAAGCCUCUCUGGUGAUAUUACCAGCAUCUCUGGGGUGAUUGUACAUUUCCUCAUUUCUUUCCACUGUUGUCAUGGACAAAUCUGCUGACCUCUCAGCAAACUGCCUCAUUAAGCCUCUCAUUAACACAGGUUAUCUCCCAUUAGUGGCACAGUGUGCUGUUCCCAUGGGAUGACUUCACAAUGACUGAAAAGCAACCAAUUUCCUCACCUGUCCUAAAUUUCUAAAUCCUGGAGCUCAAGUGUGCUUGGUAACUGCACAGGCUUAACUGGAGUCUUUUUUUCUUUUUCUUUUCAAACUGUGGGGGUUUCAGACCUUGGUGGAAAAUUGUGCUGUGUUUAGAGGAAGACAUUUUACACAAACUCGUGUCCUGUCCUAGUUGGGUCCCAAGUUGCUGGGGAACUUCCAGACAGCAGAGCUGCCACGGACAGCAGCAAUAUCCAAGGCCAGUCUGAAUGAAGUCCAUUCUCAGGCAAACAGUGGUUCAAGCAAGAAGCAAAUUGAUGAGCAGUCCAGGUAAGCAGAGAUUCAAGGAAGGGCUCAGGCAAGUCAAGGGGAAGCCUGAGUUCUGCUUCUAGGCAACAAAGGUCAGGUGCAAGGCACAAUGCUAGUAGAAAAAACAUUAUUCCAGUAGCUCUUCCAGCCUGGCACUGACCUGCAGCUGCUGAAGCCACACCCAGGUUCAAGCUGAAUUCCACCAGCUGUUGUCAAUGAGAGCUCUCCUCAUGAGAAGGACCUUACUUGUGAGGAGACAUUGACUCCCGAGGAGUCUUUUAUUGACUCCUGUAAUUUUUUCUUAUGGAGUAGGAUUCCACCUGCUGUUUAAGGUGCUGUUGCUCAUGUAGGCUCAGGUCCCAUUCAACCUCAGAUUUUGCUUCAGAGGCUGAAUGCUCCUGCUGUGCUGAUGACCUCCCAGAAGCCUUGUCUGAGAAUCCUGGUUCAUCCUCGACCUUAGGUCCUCAGCUUUGCCAAGCCGGCUGCUCAAAAAACAAACUUAUAAACAACAGGCAGUCCAACUUAUGUAAGGGAAGGAUAAAUUGGCAGUUUGGUUGGGAUUAUAAAGACAUCAAGCUAAAUGUAAAUUGGGGAUUAGGAAGAGGUCACAGAGCAAAACAAAAGGUACAGACUAAUCAGAAGUGGACUGGGGUUUAAAAAAAGCUAAAAGAAAUGUGACCUGAUUAAAAGGGCAGCGGAGAAAGGGGUUUAGGCAAGAAGAGACCAAUCCGAGAGAAGGUUAUCUUCAUCCGUUGCUUAAAUUCAAGAGGAACAGUAUGUGUGGAGAGUGAGGGUGGGAAACAACAAUGCUAGGGAAACUGGUCAAGGCACAGUGUGAUCAAAGGAAGUGGCCACUGUGUCUGCAGCAGGGACAGAAGCCUGUAGCCCUCCAGAUACUAUUGGACUCCAAGCUCCAGUAGCCCCAGCCAUUGUGCCUAACGGUCAGGGAUGACAGUCCAACAUCUGGAGAGCUACAGGUUCCCCAUCCUUGUCUUAGGCCUUAAGAAAGGAAUUCUUCCAGUUGUGUCUUCUUUUGUCACUACUGCAUUACAAUUAUUUCUCAAGAAUGCCUUCAUCCCUGGUUAGGAAAGCAACAACAACAGACUCUCUUAAAAUACGCUGUUCUAUUAAAAAAUGAAAUCGUAAAUGUGUGCAGGAGCAGGCCUUUGAAACUUGCAGUGAAUUUUACCACCACCCCAACCUGAGAUUGUGUGCCUCUCUGCAGCUGUCUGUGUAUGUGAUGACCUCCCUCUUUCCCUGCUUUCAUCAGGACAUACAGUCCUAUCUUGUUCCGUUUCUCCUGUAUUUAAUAUGCUCUUCAUCUUUAUGCAAAUGAACAUUUAAUUAUUUAUAAGUCGGCCCGUGCUGCUCUAUUUUACAUGCUAACAUAUCCAUGAUUUAUUAAACAAUGUGGCAUUGCAUAAAAACCUGCCCUGUCAGUAACAUUGAUACCCUGAAAGGGGAACAGUAAGCCUUGUCCUAAAAGAUGCAAAUGUCCUGGGAAAAUAUUAAGAAACCAAAUAGACCCAACAGCUUCUAUUGUGCAGAGACACAUUUAUUUUUUUCAAUGGAGGGAACCACUGAAUGUCAGGGGAGGGGCCUAAUUGGCACAGCUCCACUUCCUAAUAAUGCAUUGACAGAUUGUGUGAGCACUUCACCUGAAAAGGGCUACUGCAAUUAUUAGAUUUUCAUACACACAGUGGCUGCUUCUGCCCCUUUCACUUGACUUGAAGGAUGAUUAGGCCAAACAUCUGAGUCAGAAUUUCUUUUUGCAAACUCACAUAAUAUUAGCAGGCAUUUCAUGGCAAAUAGUCUUUUUUGUUCUUAUUCUUAUUCAAAGCACUGGAUCAGAAAACAAUGUAUCACGAGUCCUGGGAUGUCAUGCUCAGUAGAACAGAUCAUUCAAAGUUUAUAACGGUCGGGUUUUGAAUUAAAUCAGUGUUUCAGGGGGAAAUGAUCUCCUCUGAUCUGUGGGACAGAUCUCGGAUAUGCUACUGAAACGAUGAGUGCAGCAAGUAGCUCCUUCGUGACAAUAAUUGACAUAACUAAGGCAUUUUGAACCAAUGAUUUCUUUCCCUCUCCAGAGCAGCUGUAGCAAACAAUGCAGACACAUUUCAGUUCGCUCAUCAAUGUUUAAUGUUUGUUUAGGCUGCAUUUGUAAUAAUCAAAGGGUAGCAGCAAAGUGAACUGGGUAAAAAUCUUCUCAGCUGUAACUCCAUUGAUUUCAGCAGUUGCUCUGUCAUACGCGAUUGUUAUAAAGGACUAUGAGAAGAGCACUUGCACAGCACCUUGAGAAGUCUGGCAUCAUCGGGGUAAGUGCAUGCCACAUUUAAGAGCAGAGCAACAGCAAUACUGAACAAGCAAUGAGAAGGAUGAGCCGUGAGGCUCUGUGGCGGAGGGUAUAUGUGACUUUUCAGCUGCUGAACUCCCAUCAUAGAACUAUAGAGUUGGAAGGGACCUCGAGGGACAUCUAGUCCAACCCCCUGCAAUGCAGGAAUAAUCUCCAGCAAGCAUAGGCACUGAUGAGGGAUGAUGGGAGCUGUAGUCUUGUAUAUCUGAAGGAGCGUCUCCACCCCCAUUGUUCAGCCCAGGCACUGAGAUCCAGCGCUGAGGGCCUUUUGGCAGUUUCCUCAUUGCGAGAAGUGAGGUUACAGGGAACCAGACAGAGGGCCUUCUCGGUAGUGGCGCCCACCCUGUGGAACACCCUCCCUUCAGAUGUGAAGGAAAUAAGCAGCUAUCCUAUCUUUAAAAGACAUCUGAAGGCAGCCCUGUUCAGGGAAGUUUUUAAUAUUUAAUGCUGUACUGUUUCUAACACUUGAUUGGGAGCCGCCCAGAGUGGCUGGGGAAACUCAGCUAGAUGGGCGGGGUAUAAAUAAAUUAUUAUUAUUAUUAUUAUUAUUAUUAUUAUUAUUAUUAUAGUCCAACAUAUGGAGGGCCACAUGUUUGGCAUGGGGGAGAAUUUGCACCCCCUGAAAGAAAUGCACAGCUGUCUUUUGAAUGUUGCCCUUCUCUACAUUUUGCAAAGCUGCUCUCCAGUGAAAACAAAAUGGCCACACAAAGGUGUAUGUUGGGGAAACAUGUGCAUAAGAAUAAAUGUAUUCGUGGGAGAAAAGCACUAAAAUGCAUUAUAUUAAGCAAAACCGAAUAAAAAUAUAUGCAUAUUAUGAGAAAUGUGCAUUAAAGGGAUGGCUGUUGUUUUUAGAAAGGGCAACCAAACACUGAAGCAAAGCCACAAACCCAGAUUGCUCACAUGCCGCUCAUGCAAAUGUUACGCCAAUGCCCCACUUCCAAAUUCUGGAGUAAAUAAGGACACUUGGCCUGCUAGUGUGCCAUACUUGCAAUAUAUCUUUUGAUGGGGAUCACACCUACCUCUCCAAUUCUAUGACUUUCAAACAUUUGCAGAAGUGGAAUCUCAUUUUCAGUUAAAUUAAAUAGGACUUGGGUGUAAUGCAUAAAAGACCCAUUAGCUUUCAUCUGUUUUAAAUUCCGUGUAGCUUUUUCACAGGAAAUCAAAUGAAAAAGGGAUUGAUUGCCUAUAGCAUCUAUCUUAAACUGCGUUGAAAAUCUCACUGUGAGUGUGUGCUGUGACUGGUGACAUCUAUGUGAUAGAUUACAGAUCCAGAUGUGAUAUGCUGUAUUUUUCAAGGUCUCUUGACAGCCUUCCUUGCACUCUCUCCAUUAAUCCAGUUCACCGAGCAGCUUCCAACAGGAACUAUUUUUUAAAACUGCUGUGUUAAAGAAUUGUAAUCCUCUUUCCACCAAAUAAGAAAUUCUUUCCCCCCUUAAAAAAUAUUCUGGGCUGUGCAUCAGGAUGGCCAAUAAUUUCAAGCAUCAUUUUGCACCUUUGCUGUUCUAGAAGGGAUUUCUGGUUAUUGUUCCUUCAGUCAGAUUGUCUCCUGAUGGGAAUUAUGCCUCCCUCCUUCCUCUCUCUCCUGCCUCCCAUAAUUCUCUUUAGCUCUUGGCUAUAUACUUUGCCCUCCAAUGCCUUACUUCCUGUUCACCUGCUCAGCUACAAUAAAGCCACCAAAUGUGGUGUUCCUAGGGUUGGAAGUACAACAGAGACCAUUCAGUGUAUGACUUAAAGGGCUAUUUUGGUUUUAGUCUGGGUGACAGCAUGCUCUGAUCGUAUGGAGAUUCUAGUCAGAUGUGAGUUAGCUGUCAGUGAAAAAGACAGUUGAGAUCGAGGAGCUGGGUGUGUGUGUAAAGUUGUUCUGAAGGAGUCCAUACCCCACACCCAGUGUAGACCUGAACCCUGUAAAGAAGGAAAAACCUCUGGCUAUUUCUUCUAGAGUUAUAUGCUGUUCUUAAUCAGUUUUCCUCAGUAAAGUAUUGUCAGUUUCUUUUCUCUCUGCUUUAUUCUUUUAACAUCCUCUGAGCCCUAUUGUAUUGUGAAUAAGAUAAAUAGCAGAUUGCUCAGCUUUGAUUUUGACUUGUGUCCAGUUUUACAGAGCCUAUGGAGGGCAGGGGGAGAGUCAGUUGCAAAGGAAAUGCCAUUUCCUAAACCACAUUGGACUUGCUGCUUGCAAGAGCAGAAACUGGUGGAGCAACUCUCCCCCACCCCCAUCCCGACACUAUUUGUACUUGGUUGUCCUUUUCACAUUCUCCCCCCUUUUGGUUUCAAUGGAAGGUAAAGGAACUAUGCCAGCUCUGGAGGCUGCCAUCAUUUUUCUCUCUGGGGGGCUUGUAUGGGGAAGGAGAGGGCCUUGAAUCACAUGGAUCAAAGACAUUUCCCAACCCACUUCUGAAGCGUCCCUUUUCAUUCCCUACCACUGUUGGACAGUGGAGUAGUGGCUAUCUGAAGUAUCAGAAUCAUUUUGGUUAUCUGAAGUCUCAGAAUCAUUUUCCAUUUUAUUGUACAAUUAAACAUUCUACCUAACAGCUCCCUCUCUGCUUGCAGAGAAAAUGAUCCAAUAACCAAUAAACACACUUCCUGGGAGCUUACAACUGCUCCAUAAUUUUAUUUUACACCAGCCCAGUAUAUUUCAGGUUCAGGCUCCUGUGAUCAAGAACUUGUGACGUUGAUAUCAUUGUGCUUCAAACCAUGCAUCCUAGUUCCUCUCUUCUCUUUGCAGCUCACUGUAUUCCCUGUAUACCCUGUUCCUAUAGCUCAAUCUUGAUCACUGAGAUCUUCUGAAGGGGCACUUUGGAUGGUCUCAUAUACCCCUUUGUUCAGGUGGCCUUUACUAGAGUCUUUAGUAUGGUAGAUUCUGCCCUGUGCAAGUCCUCCCCUAUAAAAGUUGGGCAGCAGUCACCCAGCUUUCUUUUCCACAACUUUUGAAAACUCUACUGCUUAGACAGAACAUUGGAAUGCGAUUUAAAAUAAAAGAAACAAAACAAAAACCAACCAUGUUUUUUACUGAUGUUGUUGUAACAUUAUGCUUUUAUGUUGUAUACCGCCUUGCUACAAUUUUUUUUAUGAAAGUGCAGUUUCUAAAUAUUUAAAUAUAAACAAAAACAUACAGUGCUUUUUGAAGCUGAGCUUUCUCUGAGAAGUCAGAAUGUUCCUGAACAAACAUUAUUUUAAUCGGUGACCCUUUGUUUCCAAAGCCAUGAUCAUAAUCACAUUUAUUGAUUUCUGCACUGCUCCUAUUGAACAUCUUCAUGAGAAAGUGCCACUAAACAUUAACAUUGCUAAAGGUCAUGCAAAUACCAGCUUUUGCAUUCAUUAGAAAAUAAGAACGUUAGUCAACUAGGGAUGCUUGAGGAAUUGGAUCUUUAUUACCUCCAAUAUGAUCUGGAGGCAAAGGCAAUCAUUGUCUACUAACCAUGAGGCUAUGUUGUACUUCCACUUUCAGAGGCUUUCUACCUUUGAAUAGCAGUGCUGGGAAUCGCAGAUGGGCAGAGUGAUGAUGAUCACAUGUCCAUCUUGCAGGCAUCUGGUUGGCCACCUGUAAGAAAGGGACGUCAUUGGCCUGAUGCAACAGGUACAUUUUACAUUAUUAUGUCUUAUGUUUUCAACUGACCUGAGUCAUACAUCCUGGACUAACACACAGGCUGGAUAUCCACCUUUUUCACUUCUUUGUAUGUUGCAGCACAGUUCUUGGCUCAAAAAAAUAUUGAAAUUCUGCAUUUUUAGUGAAAACAUUUCCAAGUUGCUCAUUCAAAAACAUAAAUGCAAAAAUGUGUAAUGCAGAAACAAGGUGGGCAUAUCAAGACAGCGAUAGCUCUGAGCUCACUAAGUAACAGAUUCAGUAGCUAAAGAAUUAAAAGACAUCGAGAUUGGAACUUGGAGACCUGCUUUUACACCAAUAUGAAUGAUCAGGAGAUAGAUUUGAGUUUUCCAUUCUUGAAUAAACCCCUUCAGAUCCAAGGCUACUGAUAGUGGAUGAGUAUGCUGAUAACCCAGUUGCUACCUUCCAAGGAAAUGAUUUCAGUCCGACACCUAAUUUGUUCAAGCCCCAAUGUAGCAUCUUUUGAUGGAACUCAGGAGGUUACAGGCAGACACUCCACAUUUCCCGCCCCACAGUACAAGUGGGAGAAAAAGGCAAUAAAUGAUGGAUUCAUAAACACACUUGGAAAAGUAGUGAGUGAGGGGGAAAGUCCAAAUUCUAAUGAUGAUUCUUCUAGAAAGAGGUGUUGUACAGAUGUUGUUCAUAACUGGUCAGUGAAGAAAUCAGGCAGAAUAAUGAAAACAGAAUCUGAAUUGCAAACAGGAAUUCAAGCCAUUGUAGAGGUUUCCCUGAUAUCCCUCCAAACCACCACCAACUUCAGUUUCUUCACUGGCAGGUCCCAUCUGGAGGGCUACAGACAGAAUUCCUGUCUCUACUAACCCAAGUAGUGCACCAGUUAUGGCAUUCAAACCAUAAACUUCCUUUUCCAAAGCAUUGAUUCUGCUAAGGAUUCCCUCUGCUGUUUGUUGUGUCAAGAGAAUUGGUCACAUAAAAGUUCCCAUGGUGAGAGUUUCAUUUUGUUGUGGCCAAGUCUAUUAUGCUACAAUUGUUAUUGCACAUUGUUGAGGUUUUGUUAUAUGGAGGAAGCUGCAGUUGCCUGGAAGCCUAUGUAUCAACUCCUAACAAGUUCAGAUAACUAACUAUUUAGGCUAAGCUUUCAUUACAGGAACAUAUUACGUAUGUUACAUUUCUUGCACAGUCGCCAUGUAAGGAACUAGGGCAAUUCAUAUAUGAUAAAUUAAUUGUAUCUUGCUGCAAAUGCUUUUCAGUUAGCUCCAUUUACCUUGCUCCAGCUGCUCCAGUUACUGAUUCACAACAGUCCAGUAUAUAUUUCUGGACUAAAUUUGUUAAUGGAGUUCUGGACGAUUUAUUUGAAGCACUGCAGGUCUGUGCUUGUGUGGUAACCAUAUCAAGACUGAUAUAACUGCAGUGUCUCCUUCAGUCGAGAUGAACUUCUAUUCUUUCCUUAUCAGCUAAAUGCUGAACACCGAGUCAAAACAGCUGCUCUCCCAGUGCCUGUCCUCCAAUUAAAAUAUAUGGCUUUUAAGUCCAUGUAAAAGAAAUGCGCUCCUGCCUGUUGUUGCAAUUAUCAUUAACAGCUGAGUCAACUGACUUUAAAACUAUUCAAAAAACAACAAAAACAAAUUAAAUCAGACUGUGGAGCUAAAGGACAAGUAGUCUUCGUUGUCGCCAUCUUCAACCAGAAGUCAGAAACGAAUAAUGAUUUAUGUUAUGCCCUGCCCCUUUUUAAAAUUUGCAAAAUGGUGCAGUGAUAAUAUGGUACAAAGGUUCUUCAGGUUUUUGUAGGGAUUCAAAACCUUGCAUAUUUUGUUUGCUCAGAUAUGACAGGGAAAACAGUGUUUGUACUAGAAGACAAGUUUUAAACAACGUCUGACCCAGACACCUAAAGGAACUUCUUUCACUGUACAGUCACACCUCGGGUUGAAUGUGCUUCAGGUUGAGCGUUUUCAAGUUACUCUCCAAGGCAACCCGGAAGUAACAGAGCAUGUUACUUCCAAGUUUCGCCGCUCGCGCAUGCGCUCAAAAUGACAUCACAUGCAUGCACGGAAGCAGCAGAACGCGACCUGCGCAUGCACAGAUGUGCAGUCGCAUCUUAUGUUCUAUUCAGGAUGUGAACGGGGCUCCGGAACAGAUCCCGUUCGCAUCCCGAGGUACCACUGUAUUAAGAUGCCCAUGUAUUAAUACUAGCAGGGUGGCUUCAUGUUCUCACCUAUGGGUGGGGCACAUGGAAUGGUGGUGAAGGAUAGAAUAGGGCCUUUUCCAUGGUGACACCCCAACUAUGAACUCUUUGUCUCCUGAGAUUUGGUUGGUGCUGUUGUCAGCUAUCUUCUGACACUUUUUUUAAAAAAUCUAUUUUCCCCAAUAUUUUACCGGAAAUUCACCAUACCAUCUUCAAUUCUCUGAAAAACCCUUUUCUGUCUCACAAUCCCAACUGUGUGUUUGUGUGUGUGUUUUUUCUCUUUUCCCCCAGAUUCUCUGGGGAAAGUACUGCCACAACUGUUGAUACUAAACUGCUGUGAAAGUUUUUGAAUGAUGUUGACAAGAAAAUAAAGCAAAUCUUGCAGGGAGGAGCACACAGUGUUGGCUCAAACAGCCCAUACUGAACUGCAAGGAGAGUGACUUGACCUUACUCUAUUUUUAUAGCUGUAAGGAAUUAUUGCCUUCCCCUUAAUGUCUGCCUGUGUUACAAGGAGAGACUUGUAGAGUACUGACCUUGUAGCUCAGCUAACCUUAUCACUGAGUAAUUAUUACAAAUGAGCUUUCAUGGGCAGUGCAAUUAGUUGAGACGCAGGAGUGCUGAUCCCACAAAGAAAACAAAAUGGCAUUUCUGUGCAAUUCUCAAUUUCCCCUCCUUCAUUUCCUCUUUUCUUUUGUUCUCCUUUUGUUUAACGUUAUCAAGAGUGCCAUUGUUUUCCACAUCUGACAAAAGAGAGAGAAUGCUACAAGCAACAACAUAGUGAGGCACAGUGGAGUCUGGUCCAUUAGGAUGAGCGGAGCCUUACUCCACCCAUAUUAUUCUGUCCUCAGCCAGCUACCACCUGUCUGCCUUUAGCCCUUGCUGUCAGCGUCUUUCUCCUUAUUCCAAGGCCACGUUCGCACCAUACAUUUAAAGCACUAUGAUGCCAAUUUAAACAGGCAUGGCCUCCCCCAAUGAAUUCUUUGUAGUUUGCAAAACAACCAUUCCCAGAGUUCUCAGGGCAGAGGGUUUGACUGUUAAACCACUCUGGGAACUGUGGCUCCAUGAGGGGAAUAGGGAUCUCCUAGCAAUUAUCAGCACUCAUAAACUAUGCUUCCCAGGAUUCAGGCGGGGGGACGGGGGGGGGGGGGGGGACGGACCUUGACAGAUUAAAUUGGUAUCAUAGUGCUUUAUAUGUAUUGUUACAUACAAUCCCAAUUUCCAAGUGAUGUGAGGGGUUGCAGGCUCACCUGCCAGAGUCUAUUGUUCCUUUUGGAACAACGAAGCACCACAGAGACUUUGGUGUCUUUAUGAUACAGAGUUAUAUUUACACAUAUAUACAACCUGCACUUAGAAGGAGGGAUAGUAGUGCAUUCACAUCCUAUGCAGGUCUGGCUUUCUCCUUAAGGGCAGCAUUAGAUUCAAAGGAUAGCAAAAAACCGUCUUCUGUGUCUCUUAGUCCCAGCCUGCCAUUCCCAGCUCCCAUCGAGUUCUGCCCUUCCUUCUGCUUCGCACUGCUAAACUCCUCCAGGGACCUCCCCACAGCCUACAUCAUUCAGUGUUGAAACCCUUAACCUGGCCUUUGCCUCUGCCCACCAGCACCCAGGAAAGAAGGAGCCUCACCCCCAUUGAUUGGCUUGCAUACUGAUGGUUUCCUCGAUGGUCCAUGCUAAUGGACGAACUGGCUUGGCUCAUAAGCAUAACUAAAUCCAGGGGGUUUCCAUGUUUGGCAAAGUUGAUUCUAACUUUUACUACAUCCUGGAAUUUAGGGGAAUUGGGCCCCCACACAAACCCAAUUUCCUAACAGUAUGGUGUGGAUGUGGCCUUUGUGUUGCCCUUGUAGAACUCAGCAGGUGGAUGGGGACAAAACUAGAAUUAGUUGUCUCUGCUUGUCACUGGAUCCAGGUCCACUCCUCAUUGGUUGUACCUGCUUUUGUCUUCCUGCCUUCUGCACUGCCAGUCCGGAUGGUCACUUGCCAUCACUGGUCAGGCAUAAAUGGGGAUUGGAGGAGGGUGUGAGGGAAUAGGCGUUUUGCAGCAAUCUCGCAUCAGAAACACAGUGCACUCCCUUGCCUCUUCCAAUGUCCUUCCAGGAGCUGAAUACCCAGUAUGAAUUCAGAAGCAGAUUUGGAAAAUGACCAAAACCCAAGUGGAAUUAGUUGGAGCCUUUCAUGGAAGGCCAAAACAAAAUCUAUUUGCUUAGCAGCUGAGCUGUUGGGAGGGGGGAGUACUUAUGUUUUUAUUGUAAUGAAUAACAUCCAACAAAUCUGAGCUAAGCAAGGAAAUAUUUACAGGAACAGGAAUUAGGUAUAUCUGCAUGGUUUAACAAUAGAUAUCUGUGAUUAGAAUAAUUUACAUAAUGUCUGAAACUCUGAAAUUGUCAUAAUUUUUGAAAACCUGAGAAUGGGUGGAGAGCCUCCAUGAUAGGCCUCCGUGCCAGGAAACUCUGGCAGCCACGUAUAAAGCUCUCUCUAUGGCAUCUGGAAGAACUGUGUAUUAAGUGGCACUAUGCAUCACCAAAGGCACCACGUGCGAGAGAGAAUUUUGUUGUUGCUUUUGUUAUUUCAGCAGCCUAAGUUUCAUCUUUAUGAUCCUCAAAUCUGCUGUUUCCAUUAUCUGACUACAAUAAACAAAACUACAGAGUAGAUUUUUAAAUGCUGGCAGUCAUUUGGAUCAUAUUCCUAAAUGUAUACUAAAAGCAAAAACAUGAAGAUGCAUCACACCACCAUGCUUUAACACUGCAGAGCAGGCUGUAAGUCAUUGCUAUUCUGCUCUAUUUAUAACUUCCGAAGUAGGUAUGUUUUGCUCAUUCUGCUACCAAAGGAGAUAAAGUCAGGGAAAUCAGUCUGCCCAGCAACUUUGGCAUCUUUAUUUUAAUUAACUUGAAGAUCAGCUGAGGUUUUACAAUGCACUUUGAACGUGCAAGCUCAGCUCUUGCAAGGCUUUCCUUAAUUUCCAUUGGCAUUGUUUAGGGAAUCUCAAUAAAACUAGAAAAGAAGAGGGGGAAAGAGGAGAAAGGAUGAGUUUUCAAAGGGGUAGGGAGGUUCGAUCACCAGUGAGAAAGGUAUGGUGGCUUCACAAAAAACCUGCCUCAUGCAGACUGCUCAAAAUGGCUUCUGCACAACAACUGCUACAAGCAGUGAAUCAUUUGAGGCUUGCCACACAGAUCGGUUCACAAUGAAUAGUUUGAAAAUGUCUUCGCAGUGUACGGUAUGUACAAUAUAAAAGUGACAUGCAUUAAACCAAAAAUAGAACCGAAAACCAAUAAAACAACAAUGUAAAAACAUAUAAAAACAAAUUUAAAAAAUGAAUCCAUGGAUUCAUACACAUAAAACGUGGUCUGAAAAACCUGGGCAAAGAGAGAAGCCUUUACAGGGUGUCUGAAGCAACUUAUGGUUGUUGCUUCACAUACGGCAGAAGGGCAUUCCACAGUACAGGGGCAACAGUGGAAAAUGUAUGUUUUGGCUGGAUCCAUACAGGGGGCAGGGGGGAAACGCUACGGGGAAAAAAAUCUAUAGAAAAAAAGCUCCCAAGGCAAUCUGCCAUUGACUUUGGAUUCUGCUCUAUAGCGCCAUCUGGUGUCACAUGUUUAUAACACAUUUUAAACACUAUAAAUUGACCUAUGUCAAUUUAUGUCCUCUGGGUCACCGCCCUAUAAGGCGUGCCAUGAGCAGGGUGCCAUGAGUAGAAUUUCACCAGAUGGGCAGCUUAGGUGAAGACUGAAGAAACUGCAUAUGUGAAGAGGCUCUUCAAACAUCCCUUGAAGUAAGAGAGUUGCUUUAGAUAAUUGAGUUGGUAAAGUAGGUAAUUCACUUUUGUAGGAACUUAAAAAAAAAAAAGGCAAUCACACCAGUCUUUGAACCUAACUUCCUUUUCUGUGGGAUCUGGCUGUUUAGCAUUACUCCUGCCUAAGAUGCCAUAACAGCACUGCUGGCUUCAUUUGAUUUCCUGAGCUUCAUAACUAAGAAGGUUGGCAGGGUAGUGGGGAGGGAAAUAUUAAUUAUUUGGAGAUUUCCACUGUAACAGCAGGGUAGCCUCUGUAUAAGCAAUCAGCUAUAAUGUUAAACCAAGGGAAAGCCAACGUAGCUGGAAGAUGGCAGAGAAAUCUAGGAAAGCAACUCAUUCGUCACCAAUUAAAACGCACAAGAAGCCAUCAUCCCUGUAAUAAUCUUUCUGGGGUUAAACCCAAUCUGCCAAGGCAUAUUCAUAAUUCAUUGACCAUUGUUUUCUCGCUGCUGUUUAGAAGCUCACAGCAGCUGGGAAGUGAAACCAUGAACAUUGUGGUGACAUGGUGAAUUUGUGUAUGUUAUCAAAGGGGGAGUGAUUAGAGAAAAACUGAGAGCCUUAUAUUCCGACAUAUAAUCUAGUGAUCCACAACUUGUUGCCUUAACACUUAUACUUGGUGUUAGGAAGGUUUUGUUGCUUCUCCUCUUCCUUUUACAGUGGUGCCUCGCAAGACGAAAUUAAUCCGUUCCGCGAGUCUCUUCGUCUUGCGGUUUUUUCGUCUUGCGAAGCACGGCUAUUAGCGGCUUAGCGGCUUAGCAGCUAUUAGCGGCUUAGCGGCUAUUAACGGCUUAGCGGCUUUAAGAAAAAGGAAACAAACUCGCAAGAACUCGCAAGACGUUUCGUCUUGCGAAGCAAGCCCAUAGGGAAAUUCGUCUUGCGGAACGACUCAAAAAACGGAAAACUCUUUCGUCUAGCGAGUUUUUCGUCUUGCGAGGCAUUUGUCUUGCGGGGCACCACUGUAUUUUUUUAAAGAAAAAAAAUCAAGUUCCAUGUAGGUUCAAGAGGAAACAAUACAGACCAACCAUACCCCAUUUGUGAGACUGGUUUUUAAAUCUGCAUGAAGUUCCUUCCUCUAGGAAUCAAGGUGCCACCUGCCACCUGCCACCUCCCAUAAUAUUAGGUUUCCAUUUCAAUAAAUAUAUUAGUUUGUGUCAGGGGUUCAGGGACAGAGGCACAGGGUAGACUUCAAAGAUGAGGAGGAGAAAGUAGGCUUUAUUGUGUCCCACUUGCAUGGGGAAGCUAGAGCCUGGUUACGCAAUUUGUGGCGCGAAGAUGGUCCUGCCCGCAGGAACUCUGACGAAUUUAUCAAAGCCAUGGACGCUUGCUUCCAAUCUACCGUUGACGUUGAUGUGGCGCGACGGGAGAUGCAUGGAUUGCGGCAGGACAAGGCUACAGUGCGUCAGUACCAUUCUCGCUUUUUUGCAUUGCUGAAUGUGCUGGGCUGGGAAAAGACUCCUGGCAGUGAGAGAGUUGUUCUGGGAGGGGCUCCAUGGCUCCGUAAAAGAUGAGUUGGCCAGGGGGGACAGACCUCAAACCCUAGCAGACAUCGUGCAGAGGGCACUCACGAUAGGAGUGCGCCACGAAGAACGCCCUUGGCACAGUGAGGAGGGGCGCCAAGUCCGCGCACCAGCUAGAGCGCCUCCUUUUCUUCCCAGGGACCUGGGACGUAUGCAUCCCUCGCCUCGGCUGAGGGAGGGGGAGGAACCAAUGGAACUUGGUGGUGCAAAGGCUCAGACAGCUGCCGGAGCCUCAGCGUCCGGAGCAGUCAAGGCGAAGCCUCCUAGAGGGACCAGGAAGUGUUACAUCUGUGACAGUGCGCAGCACAUGGCCAAAGAGUGUCCCCAGAGACUCCAGAAGCACACUGCAGCCUUAGCAACAGUAACAGGAGCAGCGCUCCAAGGAGAGCAGUUUCAGGGAAACGACAAUGCCUGGCUGGAAGCAGACAUGCUGGGGCUCAGCCAGGCGAGUCAGUAAAGCAGUCCCCAGCGCUUUUGCAGCCUACAAAUCCCUUACCACCCAAGCCAGUGGUGCAGCUCACUGCUACUCUCCAGCUACCUAAUGGACUCACCCUGGAAGUCCCCAUUACAAUUGACUCAGGGAGCAACGCAGACUUCGUGGGGGUGCAGUUCAUCAAGCAGCAUCGCAUAGCGCUUCUACCAGCCACGCUGCCUCUGAACGUCGUCACGGUAGAUGGCAGGAAGUUGCUGGGCGGGCAAGUGGUACAGCAGACGCCACCCAUGGUGAUGCAGAUUGGGAAUCAUCACGAGGUCAUCAGUUUCAACGUCACCCGACUGUCAGACACGCCUAUAGUGUUAGGCAUGAGUUGGCUGGAUAGACACAGCCCAUCAUUAGCGUGGUACCAGCGGCAGCUCACCUUUGGCUCGUCCUACUGCGCACAACAUUGCAUCCAGACCGGCCAGGAGGAGGAGGGCCAGGAGGAAGGGCAACAGUUGCAUCUAGGCAUGGUGCAGGCGGUGCCCCACAAGUACAAGGGGUUUUUGGAGGUCUUCUGCGAAAAGGAAGCUGACCAAUUACCACCCCACCGGCCCUACGACUGUGCAAUUGACCUCUUACCAGGGGCGACGCUGCCGACUGCGAAGCUGUAUUCCAUGUCUGAAGAUGAGAUGCAGGAACUCAGGGAGUUCAUAGAUCACAAUUUGAAGCGGGGAUUCAUCCGAGAAUCCAAGGCAGUGGGUGGCAGUCCUGUGUUUUUCGUGAAGAAGAAGGACACGCCCCAAAAAGGCUCAUUGUGGACUAUAGGGCCAUAAACUCGAUGACAAAGCCCAAGGCCUUCCCCAUGCCCAAAAUUGACGACCUGCUCGCGACGGUGAGGAAGGGGAGGGUCUUCACCAAGUUGGAUCUACGCGGAGCAUACAAUCUAAUACGCAUGAGGGAAGGUGACGAGUGGAAGACGGCCAUGUUCACGCCGCUGGGCACCUAUGAAUACAGAGUUAUGCCGUUUGGUCUCCAAAAUGGCUCCCACUGUUUCCAAGCAUUCAUGCACCACGUGCUAGCGGGACUCCUCUACAAGAAGUGCGUAUGCUUCCUCGACGACAUUCUGAUCUUCUCAGAAUCGCAGGAGACUCACGAGAGAGACGUAAAGGAGGUCCUGCAGAGGCUACGGGAGCACAGACUCUACGCCAAACUGGAGAAGUGCCAGUUCGACGUGACGGAGGUGGAUUUCCUGGGCUACCGGCUGUCCGACAAGGGACUAGCCAUGGACAGCGCCAAGGUCCGCGCGGUGUUGGACUGGAACAGCCCGCGCAAUCGGAAGGAGGUCCAGAGGUUAGUCGGCUUCGCCAACUUUUACCGCAAGUUCAUCAGGGGUUUCGCGAAAGAGACGGCAGCUAUCACGGACACCCUCAGUUCCAAGAAGAAAAAGUUCACCUGGACGGACCAGGCAGAGCAGUCCUUCAGGAGACUUAAGAGCCUCUUCGCGUCCGAAGAACAGCUGCUACACGUGAAUCCCGGCAGGCCCAUGCGGGUUGAGACUGACGCAUCUGACAGAGCAGUGGGGGCCGUCCUCUUGCAGGAAGAUCCGCAAGGGAACUGGAGGCCCUGCGCUUUCUAUUCCCAGAAGCUCAGCAAGUCGGAACAGAACUACACCAUCUGGGACAGGGAGUUGUUGGCCAUCCACGCGGCUUUCAAGGCGUGGCGGCACUUCCUCAUCGGAGCCAAGCACACCGUGCAAGUCCGCACGGACCACAAGAACCUAGAGUAUUGGCGCACGGCGAAGCUCCAGAGCCAGAGGCACAUACGAUGGGGGAGCCGCAGGGAGCUGAGCAUUUAGCAGCAGAAUUGCAGGAGAUCCACGAGGAGCUACGACGGCACUUGGAGCUAGCUAAACACGCCUACAAAGUGCAGGCAGACAGGCACAGGAGGGCAGGAGACGACAUCCAGGUGGGGGACUGGGUAUGGUUAGCAGCCCAGGCGGUGCCGGCCAAGUCGUUAGCUAAGAAGAAGCUAGGACACAAACAGCUAGGGCCAUACCAAGUUGAGGGCAGGAUCAAUCCCGUAGCUUUUCGGUUGACCCUCCCAGAAGGUUCCAGAAUGCACCCGGUCUUUCAUAGGUCGGUGCUUACACCCUACAAGGCCCCACACAGAUUUUCAGGAGCCAGGGACGGCACCAGACCCACGUAGAAAGUCACGGGGGGGGGAAGUCACCGAGGGCCCCGACACUCAACGAGGUCACGGAAAUUCUGGACUCGAGAUGGGGGGAGGAGGGAGUAGAAUACCUCCUCGCCAGAGAAGGUACCCCGGCCAGCGCCAACAGUUGGGUGCCAGAUUAUGCUCUGGAGGAACCUCUUCUUAAAGACGAGUUCCAUGCACUCUUCCCACACAGGCCCAUGCCAGCGGAGUAUUUUGACGACUGGCUGUUUACGCCCACACUUUCAGACAGCACCUUCCGGGGGUUCUCCUCCGCAGAGGAGACCACGCCAGAAUCAAGCCCUCCAAGGGGAUCGUGCUCGGGGGUGGACACGGACCGCUCUUAUUGGUGGGACGAUCAACCAGAAGAGGAGUGGCGCAGGAGGUGGCUAAGGGGGCCUUGGCAAGCAGCAUCGCCUGAAGUAACAGGGGGAGGGGAGGACUUGGAUGUGUUGGGGGACCCCGGUUUCGAGCACUCAUACACUGAACUGGAAGCAGAGGAGAUCGACGUCGACGGACUGUAUUCAGCAUCUACCCCCGCUACAACGGAGCUCCCGGAACCUGCGCCCGAGCAGCGGGAGGGGGGAAGGGGGGGCUUCGAGGGGGGGAUGGAUGUCAGGGGUUCAGGGACAGAGGCACAGGGUAGGCAGGAGAUGGAGAGCGAUGGGGAUGAAUCCCAGGACAGCGAGGAAGAGGAUGACAAUGACUCAAGAGAUUCCAUGAGUCUUUCCAGCGAAUCAGAGGAUUCCCAGAAGGGGGCGCCGGUGGUCAAGGCCAGGGAGCCCCAGGGGGACGUGUCAGGAGCAGGGGGCCAGCGGGGAUCCCAAAGUGGCAGCUGGGCGUCAGGACCAGCCUCCCGCCAGAGUGCAGCGAAGGGGGUGGAGGUUCCAGUGUAUCAGGGAAGCAGCUCCGGCAGCAGAGAAGGGAGGGAGGUCGGAGCAAGCCACCCUCCCGGAAAGGGAGGGGAGUAGUGAAGGGAGUAGUGUAACUGUCAAAAGGAAGGUUAGAGGUUGGGCGCGCGCGUCAAGUUCAAAUGUGGAGGCGCGCGGAAGUACAGGGAGCCCGGAGGAGGAGCCAGGUCCCAAAGCCCGCAGGAGGGGGGAAGAGCAAUCUGGGGAUUCCGCGUCAGGGGAAUCCAGGAGGGCGAAACCCCAGCGGGCAGGAAGACCCUGCGGAAAAGGAAAGAGAGGAAGAGGUGGAGCAGCGCAAGCCUCUUAAACUGGUGCAGGGGAGGGACUGACUCAGAGGGGACUUCAACGGUCUAAGCGUAACAGACGUGGGGCUGCGCGCCUCGGAUGUGAAGCAAACAAUGAACUCCAAUAAACACUUUUGUAUAUAAGAAGAAAUUGGCGUUGGUCUUUUGUGAGCUGAGACCUGAGGCAGCCCUGACAGUUUGAUAUUUAUAUUUACACAACAACAAAACACAGACCUCGUUUACAAGCAAGCAAGUGGCAGAAAUAGAAAUUCAAAUAUCCAAAACACUUCACUCCUCCUCAAAAGCCUGGUAUGUCUUCGCUGUGACCAAAAUGGCAUCAAUAUCAUGGUUGGAUGCACUUCAGAAGGUUCAUUCGGAAGGCAAAGGGGCCACUGAAGAGAGAGCCCAGUCAUGGACUCUCACCCAAGAAAUCUCAUUAGGCAUGAGGACCAUCAGCAGAGCUUCUCCUGCAGUUGUUAAAAGAGGCAAGUUGGUAUGGGAGGAGGCCUAGGUCAUUUAGGACCUUACACUGUAAUAUUGACAUGUUACAUUGGGCCCAGCUCCAGCUGUAUUUUUCUUUUUGUGAGAAAUGUUUUAAAUAACUUGUGCUUCUCUGUCACAAAAAUGAUUAAGCAAACUUAGAAUUAAUUUCUCUCUCACAUAGUUGGCGUGCUCAACAAGAGAGCUCUUUCCUUAUCUACUUCCCAAGUAUCAGGCUGGUUAUACUGUAAUUAUAUUGUAUUAAUUACUGUAAUUUUUAUAAGCAUUAACCAUCCCAAAGAAAAGCAGGGUUAAGGCACAGUACUGGUGGUGAAUUAAUAUUCAAGGGAGACUAACCUGGCUGGCACUCUAUAUAUUGGAAUUUCUAAGCAUUCCCCAUUUAUAGCAUAAGGUGAUGUUUGUUUAUUUAGUCACUGAAGUAGUUACAAUCUGCAUUUUUACAAAGUAAAGCAAGGUGGCAUAUAACAUACAAGAAUAUAAUAAAAAUCAGUAUAAAACAUCAGUAAAUAGUGGUCAUUUAAAAAUAAUAUAUACUGCAAAGUGUUGUUUAAAUAAUACAAUUUCCAGAAGACGACAAUUCCUCCUGAACCUCUGCUAGUAGGGAGUUUUCCUUAUUUGUUUUAUUUAUUAUAUUUAUAUACCCCCUUUAUAUUCCAAGGAUCUUGAGGUGGUGUACAUGGUUCUCUUCCUCCCCAUUUCAUCCUCACAAACAAUCCUGUGAGGUAGGUUAGGCUAAGAGAUGGUCACCCAGUGAGCUUCAUAGCUGAGGGGGGAUUCGAACCCUAGUCUCCCAGCUCAUAGUCCAGACUCUCCAAGUGUCCCUAUUUUUCAGGGUUGUCUCUGAUUUAGAGAAGCCGUCUCGGUUUUCUGAUUUGUUUUUUGGGGUUCUGUUUUUUUUGCCAAUAAUUUUUUAUUAUUUUUUCAUUAAACAUACAUUCAUUAUACAAAUAAAUCACAUACUUAUCUUUAGCUCUGCCGAGCAUCGGACUUCCCUCCACCCCUUCGGUUGUGGUGACCUCACCGCAACACAUGCUCUCUAGGAGGAGAACUUGAUUUCUCAAAAGGGACCUGAUUCUAUAAUACCAUACCCUCCAACAUUUCUCCAAUGAAAACAGGGACAUUCUAUGGAAAAGUGGGACAUUCCAGAAUCAAAUCAGAAACCGGGACAGCUUCUCUAAAUCAGGGAUGCCCCUGAAAAAUAGGGACACACUUGGAGGGUCUGUAAUACUUUCCAAGAAACUCCCACUGAUCAGAUAAGUGAAGAUCCUGAACUGAUGAUGACUUGAUGUUUUAUUUAGGCAAAGAGUUUGGGCAGCUAUGCCUAUGCCUACAAGAUCACCAAAACAGGCCUAUUUUGAAGCAGUUCAUCUAUGGAUGAUAAAAUGUUAGGGGGGAAUUCCUCCCCAGUCAAAUGCUAUGAGCAGCUCACCAACUUCCAUGGUUCAUCAUAACAAGAGCUGCUGCAGCAGUCUGAAAGUAAAAGGUGCCUGUUCUCUGACUGACAUAUUUUGCUUCAGCUGUCAGCACUGCAGGUUAUUUCUGUGCUAAAACUGAUAUGUCACGUGCAUAAUGUUGUCAGGCUGACUUAAGGUUUGCCCUGCUAGCCUAAUAGGUCCCUAGUAAUUAUAUUAAGUUGGAAGGAAGGAAGGAAAGAAAGAAAACUCACAGAAUACCACCAAGGAAAGUACAGUGGUACUUCCGUUACGAACGUAAUUUGUUCCGGAGGUCCAUUCUUAACCCGAAACCGUUCUUAACGUGAGGCGCGCUUUUGCUAAUGGGGCCUCCUGCUGCUGUCGCCGCGCGACUUCCACUCGCAUUCCGGGGCAAAGUUCACAACCAGGAGCAUCUACUUCCAGGUUAGCGGAGCUUGUUACCCGAAUGUUCGUAAGGAGGACGGUACAUAACGCAAGGUUCCACUGUAGUGUGAGAGUGUUUGGUCAAGAGGGCAGAUUUACUGUACCUGGAAUUACACACAGACACAGACACAGACACAGACACAGACACACAGUGUGUGUGUGUGUGUGUGUGUGUGUGUGUGUGUGUGUGUAAAAUAAAGUUUCAUAUCCUAAUAUAUUGUUUGAUUGCCAGUGGAGAGAUGCUCAGUAAAGGCCUUUGAAGAUACAGUUGGGCUGUAACCAUGUUGGUGGAUAAACGCUGCCUCCAGCUUUGCUUUUGUAAGCCCCGUUAGCUUUGCUUCCCUCUCUGCUUCACUCUGGCCCUAGCUUUUUCUAGUCAUCCAUUCCUUGACCCCCUUUCCCUUACUUGACAGUCUAGGGAUGGAGCAGAAAUUCGAUUCACUUUGCAUUUAAAGGUGAACAUCCCUAAUUAGCACUUUCACAAACCAGGCCAUUCUGUGACUCUGAAAGAAAUCAAAUCACAAUCUGGAAUGAGCAAAUCAAAGAGGGUGGACAGCUCCAACUUUUUGGAUAAAUAAAAUAAAAUCAUGCACUGCCUGACACUAAUUUUCUGCCAGAUUCUUUAACAACUGUAUUGGAAAGGUGGGGAGAGAUUAUUGAAAACAAGAUAGGCUUCUCUCUCCCAAGCUUCAAUGACAACUUGAGUUAAGCUCUCUCUGUAAUUGAUUCAAGCAGAGAGGUUCAAGCUGUAUGAGUAAGAAAAGAAAUGAAAGAGCUUUGUUAAAUAUAAUUUUAAAAUGAUUACAUGAAAAUGGCUAAUUCUGUAAAUUGCUGCUAAAUUGAAGGAAUAUGCAAAGGAACAUUGUAUGUACUGUUUACAUCUGCAGCUGAGCAUAUUAGAGUAGUCACUGUAUAAUUUCACAGCAGAGUUUAUAAUCAAAUUUUCCCAUAUCAGUCAUAUCCACAUAUAUUGUAUGAUCAUGCUCAUACUGCUGUGUUGAAACAGAUGUUUACGAUAAUGCUAUUAUUCUUGAAUACAUAGCUUCACCAUUGAUUGCACUUAGAAAGCUUGUCAAACUUCUAACAGAAUGCUUCUGUUGUGCUUAUUUUUCUGGGCUUAACACAUUUCCCAAUGGGAUGUGAGAAAAUGCUUACGAAUAAUGUGUAAUUUGUAGUGUGUGUGUAUAGAAAAGGUCUGCAGCUUGAUUACCCCCCACCCACACAAAUGUGGAUAAUGUGAUAAGGGAAAAGCUCCAACAUAAAAUGUUACCCAACAGCAGACAUGUUGAAGCACAUUGCGUGAGCAUUUUAUAUUGUUUUUAACAUGUGCUGUGACAUUUUGCUUGGUACCAUUGAUCACCACACCCCUUAUCAGGCAUGGCCAAACUUUGCCCUCCAGCUGUUUUGGGACUACAACUCCCAUCAUCCCUAGCUAACAGGACCAGUGGUCAGGGAUGAUGGGAACUGUAGUCCCAAAACAGCUGGAGGGCCGAGUUUGGUCAUGCCUGCCUUACUUUCAUUGAUGAGGAGCUCGUUGUUGGACUGCUGGUGGGAAAGGGCACAGCACACACACUUCUUAACCCACUGUUCUGUGCGAGUUUGGUAUAUUGGAAACUUGUGUCACAAACAUAAUUGGCCCAUGCAUAAAAAAAUACUUGCAUGCAUGCCCACAAUGGGCCUCAGCUUUCCAGAGGUGAGGGAGGGUGAUUGGAACCCAUACUUGGAUGGAAGCCAGUGUGGUGUAGUGGUUAAGAGCGGUAGACUCGUAAUCUGGGGAACCGAGUUCGCUUCUCCGCUCCUCCACAUGCAGCUACUGGGUGACCUUGGGCUAGUCACACUUCUUUGAAGUCUCUCAGCCCCACUCACCUCACAGAGUGUUUGUUGUGGGGGAGGAAGGGAAAGGAGAAUGUUAGUCGCUUUGAGACUCUUUUGGGUAGUGAUAAAGUGGGAUAUCAAAUAGUGCAAAUAUCUCCCAUCACCAACUGCCUGCUAAUAUGGAUGAGAAACACUGAGAUACAGUUCUUUCAAAAAUGCUCGUGCGUGGACAGAUGUGCACAGAAGUGCACAUGGAAAAAUGGGAUCUGUGCAACGAUGUGGGCACUAGCACUCUGGUGUGUACACAGCCUCUGUCCACUGUGGAGAUGGUGGCCCUGAUCAUCACCUGGCAGCAACACAAUUCUUCUUGCUUUCUUUGUUUACCUCUUGCUGCCUUUAUGUUGGCUCUUGCACGAAGAAUGCAAUGCUGCAUCUUAUGGCCAUUUGGCAGCUGGAGAUCUUCCCUGCCUUUGUCCACGGACAAGUGUAGACCUUUAUUCUGCCCACCCUUCCUUUUUAGCAUUUAAAUAGUUUCUCCAUCUCCAGUCCUUUCACAUUGCAUUUCACUGUCAUGCCACUUCAUUUCCCCAAGUACUUUCUUACUAAUUUCUCCCUGCUUCCUAAUGUUCUUUCUGGUAAGUACCAACUUGCUAAUUUCUUCCUUUAUGCCUUUUUAUAAAAAGGCUGAACUGGACGUUAUGAGAAAUAAGUGAUCUCUCACAAAUGUGGAUUCUUUGUUUUUGUUUUUAAAAAGGUGAUGGGGAUAUCACAAUUGGGAGGGUGGAGUUAACCCUCCCCAUGCUAUUCAACCUGGAAGAAUGCCUUUUAAGUACCAAAAAGCAGCUUUGGAGAGUGUUAUUUGUUAAGACUAGAGUCAGAAAAAAGGGCUAACCUUCACCUUCCCACUCAGUGAAAACAUCAACAGUGUAUAGGGUGGCUAUGAGAAAGGCAAAUUCCAUGUUAGGGAUCAUUAGGAAAGAGAUUAAAAACAAAACUGCCAAUAUCACAAGGCUUUUAUGAAAAUCUAUGAUCUGAACACACUUGGAAUACUGUGUACAGGUCUGCUCACUGGAUCUCAAGAAGGACAUUGUACAGGUGGACAAGAUUCAUCAAAGGGCUGGAACUGCUCUCCUACGAGGAAAGCUUGCAACAGUUGGAGCUUUUUAAUUUAGAAAGAAAAGUGAGCAAGGGAGGACAACAGAGGUGCAUUAAAUUAUGCAAGAUGUGAAGAAAGUAGAUUCAAAUACAUUUUUCUCCUUCCCUCAUAAUGAUAGAAUUCAGGGUCAUCCAAUGAGCUGAAUGUUGGAAGAUUCAGGCCAGGCAAAUCCUGCUGCAGUUCAUCUCCCGACUUCUUUGUUUAUUGUCUGCAGUUUUAUCUAAGGGUGUUUUUUCAAAAAAACAACAACUAAUAAUAAUAAAAAAAUCAUACUCUUUUGUUCUGUUUUUAAUAACAGAUUUCCUAGGAAGUAAUUGUGCUGCAUUUCAAAAGCUGUUGGAAGUGGCUGGUUACAAAUCAGAUAACAUGAGUAAACUAACGGUAAUGAGCUCAGCAACCAUUGUUCCUCUACAACAGGAAGACCCGAGAUUUCAUCCACUUAUAGCAGAUGGAUACAGUGGUCGGCUAUUACUCUGGAUAGUCAGUGCCUUCCUUCAUGCUUACGGAGGAGGGGAAAACAUACCGAUGUUGUGUGUACCCAUUGUGUAUACCAAGCGUACUCAUUAUGUUCUCACAAUGGGACAGAUAACAGAUUUGGAGGGGGUCGUUUUAAUUAAUCCCCUGCAAACACCGUCUCCCUCCAAACUCCUUUUACUGUAGUGCUCCAAGCAGCUUUGUGGCCCAGCAUCUGGCAGCUGCCUCUUAUGCAGGGAACCAUCCCCUGAUGUGCCACUGCCCUCCACUUCUGACCCGGCUGCCCACCUCCUCCUCCAUCACUCCGCACUCUGGAGUUUUCUCGCUAAAGUUGUCUCCAUGUGUUAAGACUGCACAGUUGUUUAGCAAAUUCUUAUGAACACAGUGGUUAGCUUAAGUCUGUAUUCUCUGAGCUCCUUUCUUCCCUAGGGAAAAAAAAAGUGAUGCAUUUUGUACUACUUUUUUGUCAGUUUAAUUUUAAUGUUGAUUUUUGCUGUUCGCUGCCAUGGUAUUUUUGCUUGAUGUUGUCAGUUGUAGAUUUGAUUUUUUUUUUUUUAAUUGCAAAUAAAAAAUAAAAUAAAAACUGCUCCUGCCCAGCAGCUGGACAACCUAGGUUCAGCCUGACUUGGUCUUCCAGUAGGGAAAGACUCCCUCAGCUCCAUCGCACCUUCCAAUCACCUCCAGAAAUAAUUUCAGCAUAAUCUUUCAAACUCCUUGAAAUUGCUACUUCAAAUAAUGCAAAUGGCAAUUCAGCCCUGAAUUUUCAUUCAACACUUUUGUAGCUUCAAGAAGCUUCCUUCUCUUCCCCUGCCCCUUUCCGCCCACUUUCUUUACAAGAUUUUGAUAAAAUGAAGUGCUGUCUGCUUGGUGUGAACAUAAAAGUUUCCUCCAUGCAUUUCAUGAAGGUUUUGCCACCGUGUCAGAUAUAAGUUUGUGACAUUCAUCAUCCCCUCCCAUUCAUCUCUCCUUUGUAAGCUCAACUAUCCUACUUUCUGAAGUCCCUCCAUGUACCACUGCCUUUGACAUCCUCUAAUCAUUUCCUCUGCCUAGUCUGUAUCUUUCCCAGUAAUAUUGCAGUCGGGAGGGGGGUGUGACAUCUGCGCACACAGUAUUUACAUAAGAGUUCUAUUUUCUAUAUUGGAGUUAGUGUAUAGUUCUACAGAAUGAGGCCCUUGAGAUGACAGAAUUCUGAAGUACAUCACUUGUGGGCUCAGGUGCAGUUGGCCUCGGGUCACUGGGGGAGGAGCAUCGGAAGCAAUAAGUGACAUGACAUCAUUUUGGGGGUUGAAAUGGCCACAACUCUAUGGAUUACAGAUGUAAGGUUUGGCUUAGGGGCACUGGGCAAGUAUCCGAGAUUAGCCAACUCAGUUGCUGGCUGAUAACUUCAUCAGGGUCAAUCCUGGUUAAGGAUCCCCAUAUUACCACAUCAAAUAUGGGCUACUGCUCCAGAGCCCCAGACAAAAUCCUUCCCCUUGCUUGGACCUCUUUACCAGGGAACCCUGCUAUUUCAUUCAGAGGAGAGGGGGUAAAGUUCCUCCCCACCCCAUUGUUGGGAUUCUAUUCCACCUUUUGCUGCAGACACGGGAUUGUUGUGUGUCACAUGUCUGUUUACAUUCCAGCACAGAUUGCUGGCAGAAGUGGAACUUCCGCUCUGUAUAGUUUUUGUUUUUAGCUCUCUCUCCAAGAAGACGGCAAGGAGAGACGACAUGUUUCUUUGUCCUGAUUUAUGUAAAAUAAAUGUGUAGUUUUAGUAUGUAUCUACAGCCUCAAGCCUCUUCUGUUGCGCAGUACACACUGCUGAGUAAAGUGUGCUCAAGUCUGUAAGCUUGGUUCACUGAUGUACGUUGGAGCAGAGGUCGAGGAAACCUUCGCAGCAGCAAGGCUGAGAGGGAGACGUUCCAGCGGGGCUGAGCCAACUGGCCUUUCGACCCCGAGAUGCUGACACCCACCCCCUGAUUAGCCUAAGGAUCCAACCCAAUGUCUUUUUCUGCCAACAAGGUGUGACGUAACCUUCAGUCUGGAAGGUGGCACAGCUGGCUUGCAUGUUUCGGAGGCAGACCUGAGAGAAGACAGGCUUACACAGGUUGGUCUUCAAAUUCCUGCCCCGCAGUCUGGCCUCUGAUUAGUCAGUUUAAAUCCCAAAAGUAGGGAAGCCCUGCCACCACCUGCAGCCAGCUGGGGCUGAUGAUGCCAGCCAGUACACAAGUGCAGAAAGGGAAAGGGUUGUGAUGUUGUCCAGUGAUGCUUAUUUUUGUGUCACACCAUGCCUGUUGGUGUAAAUGAAAGGAACUACAAUGCCCUGACUUCAACAGCAAAAAGGUCACAUCAGAAUGGG
This is a messenger RNA of Podarcis lilfordi (Lilford's wall lizard), 28634 nucleotides long. NCBI's taxonomy places the organism in Eukaryota, Metazoa, Chordata, Lepidosauria, Squamata, Lacertidae. The record is from the annotation of a GenBank genome assembly.